Molecule: messenger RNA, 8893 nt
Organism: Podarcis lilfordi (Lilford's wall lizard)
Lineage: Eukaryota; Metazoa; Chordata; Lepidosauria; Squamata; Lacertidae
Source: the annotation of a GenBank genome assembly
CAUGGGGAAAGACAAUGACUAAAGAAACAAUGCACAGCUUUCCCCAUACAUUCCUAUUGUUCUUCAUCUUUAUAGGGCCACACUUGUGCCAAGGUAGGGUACCCGUGAGGGAUGAAUGCAUGCCUUACUUACUUACUUUCUUUCUUUCUUAUGUACGUACUUACUUACUUACCUACCUACCUACCUGCCUGCCUACUUACUUAUUUACUUACUUUAUAAGAUUUCUCACCUGCCUUUCACCGUAAGGGCUCAGAGUGGGUUACAACAAUACAAUACACAGAACUAUUUAAUAGCAGAUUAAAACAUUUCAACGACAAGAGGCACCAAACCUUUCCAAAUGGAGCAGUACAGUGUGAUUUCAGCAAAAUUUCAGGUGUCUCCAACAAGACACCUUAAACUGUCAAAGGCCAGGGUGAAUAGGUGUAUCUUCAGUAUUUGGCAAAAGCUGUACAGUCAGAGGGAAAUCACCAGCCUAGGGACUGCCACAGAAGAUCUACACUUCCAGGACACCACCAUCCCAAACUUCUGAGGGUGAUGGAACUACCAAGAGGACCCCUGCUUUGUCAGUCUUAACAUCCAAGAGGACCUAAAGGCACAGAGAGGGUGGCUAUCUAAAGAACUUUUAACUGAGUUAAGAUUAAAAAAGGAUGUGUACAAAAAAUGGAAAAGGGGGGAAACCACCAAAGAGGAAUUCAAACAAAUAGCCAGCACGUGUAGACACAAAGUCAGAAAAGCUAAAGCACAGAAUGAACUCAGGCUUGCUAGAGAGGUUAAAAGCAACAAAAAAGGCUUUUAUGGGUAUGUCCGUAGCAAAAGGAAGAACAAAGAAACAGUGGGGUCACUCAGAGGAGAAGAUGGUGAAAUGCAAACAGGGGACACAGAAAGAGCUGAACUCCUCAAUGCCUUCUUUGCCUCAGUCUUCUCCGAUAAAGAAAACAAUGCCCGACCUGAAGAAUUUGGAGCAAAUGAUUCAGCAAAGGAAACACAGCCCAGAAUAACUAAGGAGAUAGUAGAAGAAUACUUGGCUAGUUUAGAUGUAUUCAAGUCUCCAGGGCCAGACGAACUGCAUCCAAGAGUAUUAAAAGAACUGGCAGAUGUGAUCUCAGAACCACUGGCAGUCAUCUUUGAGAAUUCCUGGAGAACAGGCGAAGUCCCGGCAGACUGGAGGAGGGCAAAUGUUGUCCCUAAUUUCAAAAAGGGGAAAGAGAGGACCCAAAUAAUUACCGCCCAGUCAGUCUGACAUCAAUACCAGGGAAGAUUCUGGAGCAGAUCAUUAAGCAAACAGUCUGUGAGCACCUAGAAAGGAAUGCUGUGAUCACCAAUAGUCAGCAUGGAUUUCUGAAAAAUAAGUCAUGUCAGACUAACCUGAUCUCAUUUUUUGACAGAAUUACAGGCCUGGUAGAUGAAGGAACGCAGUGGAUGUAGCCUACCUUGAUUUCAGCAAGGCAUUUGACAAGGUGCCUCAUGAUAUUCUUGUAAAGAAGCUGGUAAAAUGUGGUCUUGACUAUGCUACCACUCAGUGGAUUUGUAACUGGCUGACUGACCGAACCCAAAGGGUGCUCAUCAACGGUUCCUCUUCAUCCUGGAGAAGAGUGACUAGUGGGGUGCCACAGGGUUCUGUCUUGGGCCCGGUCUUAUUCAACAUCUUUAUCAACGACUUGGAUGAUGGACUCAAGGGCAUCCUGAUCAAAUUUGCAGAUGACACUAAAUUGGGAGGGUGGCUAACACCCCAGAGGACAGGAUCACACUUCAAAACGACCUUGACAGAUUAGAGAACUGGGCCAAAACAAACAAGAUGAAUUUUAACAGGGAGAAAUGUAAAGUAUUGCACUUGGGCAAAAAAUGAGAGGCACAAAUACAAGAUGGGUGACACCUGGCUUGAGAGCAGUACAUGUGAAAAGGAUCUAGGAGUCUUGGUUGACCACAAACUUGACAUGAGCCAACAGUGUGACGCGGCAGCUAAAAAGCCAAUGCAAUUCUGGGCUGCAUCAAUAGGAGUAUAGCAUCUAGAUCAAGGGAAGUAAUAGUGCCACUGUAUUCUGCUCUGGUCAGACCUCACCUGGAGUAGUGUGUCCAGUUCUGGGCACCACAGUUCAAGAAGGACAUUGACAAACUGGAACGUGUCCAGAGGAGGGCAACCAAAAUGGUCAAAGGCCUGGAAACGAUGCCUUAUGAGGAACGGCUAAGAGAGCUGGGCAUGUUUAGCCUGGAGAAGAGGAGGUUAAGGGGUGAUAUGAUAGCCAUGUUCAAAUAUAUAAAAGGAUGUCACAUAGAGGAGGGAGAAAGGUUGUUUUCUGCUGCUCCGGAGAAGCGGACACGGAGCAAUGGAUCCAAACUACAAGAAAGAAGAUUCCACCUAAACAUUAGGAAGAACUUCCUGACAGUAAGAGCUGUUCGACAGUGGAAUUUGCUGCCAAGGAGUGUGGUGGAGUCUCCUUCUUUGGAGGUCUUUAAGCAGAGGCUUGACGACCAUAUGUCAGGAGUGCUCUGAUGGUGUUUCCUGCUUGGCAGGGGGUUGGACUCGAUGGCCCUUGUGGUCUCUUCCAACUCUAUGAUUCUAUGAUUCUAUUCUAUGGUUUUUGAGAUAUUUGGGGCCUAACUUGCUUAGGGCUUCAGUCAGGAAUGCGGAGCACCCUAAAUUGAGAAGGGAAGCAAGUGACCACUGGUGAGCUAUUAAAAUAUAUAUAACCGCUGUAUUUUAAUAGCCCCGCCAGUUCUAAAUGGAACCCCAGCCAUCACCUCAAAGGAGAGCUUUCUUAGCACGUAAGAGCCUCUUAGGGGCUCUGCAUCUAACCCUACUAACCUAUUCUUUUUUGACUGAAAAGUACCGUAUUUUUCGCUCUAUAACACGCACCCGACCAUAACAUGCACGUAGUUUUUAGAGGAGGAAAAUCCGUAGGCAUGCCACCCGUAGGCAUUCCCUCCAUAACACGCACAGACAUUUCCCCUUACUUUCUAGGAGGAAAAAAGUGAGUGUUAUGGUGCAAAAAAUACGGUAAGGUGUUUUGACUUUCCCCAUGCCAAAGGAACUUGGGGUGCAUUGAAUGGUGUGGGGAUACCUAACAUGGCUGUUGCUGAAGCUAGAGGGGUGUGGAUGCGAUUGGAAAACUUGCUAUUUGGGAGUGGGGUGUGCCAAGGGAACCCCAUGUAAAGUUGCCACCUUUAUUUUAUAUUAUUUUAGACAAGCACCUACCCCUUCCUUGCAGCCUGCAGGAGGGCCCUUUCCAGACUGCAAACAUAGACGCAGAUAAUGGGAUUAGGCAGUACAGUAAAUUGAUUCAAUCAUUAAAACAGUGACAUGAUGAGAGGCGCGCAAAAUCGCUGAGUCAGUUUAAAAAUGCAUUGGCACAGCAGAAAGAUAAAAGUGAUUAAAGGGGUGGGGGAUCUUAAAGACUUCGCCACCCUCCUAAAAUGCAGAAUGUAGUGUAGUGAAGGGUCUUUUCAGAACUGCAACUGGGGGUGGACAAAUCAAGUCAAUUUCUCUCUCCCUCCCCAUUAAAGUUUUUCAUAAUACAGGAUAAAAGGAACUAAUCUAAAUAAAAACAGAAAUAGAGAAAGAGAAAGAGAAAACACUGCAUCCUCUCCCAAAGGUAGCUCUUAACCCUUGAUGUGCACAGAAAGUGGUAGACCCUCCCAGCUGCCACCUGGGAGUUUUCCUUUCUUCUCCCAAUCUCUCAUCCUGGGAGGUCUUCCCUUCCCUGCCUCCAGAGAGCCAGUGUGGUGUAGUGGUUAAGAGUGGUACACCCAUAAUCUGGUGAACCGGGUUUGCUUCCCCGCUCCUCCACCUGCAGCUGCUGGGUGACCUUGGGCUAGUCACGCUUCUCUCAGCCCCACUCACCUCACAGAGUGUUUGUUGUGGGGGAGGAAGGGAAAGGAGAAUGUUAGCCGCUUUGAGACUCCUUAGGGUAGAGAUAAAGCAGGAUAUCAAAUCCAAACUCUUCUUCUUCCACAAAUCAAGUCAGUUUUCGAGUUCAUCAUUUUUCCAGCCUUAUAUUCAGUUCUCCAUAUUGUCAUGGCAAUCUGUGAUCUUUCCCCCACCUUUUUGAAAUUUUCAUGAAAAUUCAUCAGCAUCUUGGUGUGAUUUUCUUCUAAUACUGACAUUUUUCUAUGCAAUUUUGACUAACACACAUAUUUCUCCCCAUGCAGUUUUGCUAAUAUACUGCCAUUUUGUACAGUGGAACCUCAGUUGUCAAACAUAAUCUGUUCUGGAAGACCAUUUGACUUCCAAAAUGUUCAACAACUGAGGCACAAUGGGAGGUCAGGAAUUUCAAUGGAGAAAAUGGAGAAACGCACCUCAGAAGCUGUUUGACUUCUGAUGUGUGUUCGAAAAUGGAAGCAUUCACUUCCGGAUUUUCAGCGUUUGGGUUCUGAAUCAUUUGGCUUCCGAAAAGCUCAAAAACCAAGGUUCCACUGUACAUGGGUUUUUAAAAUGCACACUGUCUUCACUUUUGUAAGGAAUGUUUGGUUGGAGAAUUGCACCAUGAAGUUUGGAGGAGCGCAGAUUUCAAAAGGUUGGCUGUAUUUCAGUUUGGGGAAAGGCUGGGGACUCAGCUAUACAGCUGCAAAUAAAACAUUUUAAGUGUUUUGUAAAGUGCAUUAUACAAAUGUGACACUAGGUGGUGAUGGUGAAGUUUUGAUUUUUCAAAACUUUUUUUCAAAGUGUUUUUAACAGCGUUUUUUUAUAUGUGUCUAGAUUCCACCUGUGUUUUGGGUCACAUAUUGUUACAGGAAGUGUGAAUUAGGUAGGUUCGCCUUUAAGUGGGAGCUGAAUCAAGUUUCUGCCCCAUCUCUAGCUGUGACCCACUAGGGCAGGGCUAGGGAGCCAGUGGACCUCCUGAUCUUGUUGAACUCCAGUUCCCAGCAACCCCAGCAGCCAACAUGACCAGUAGUCAAGGAGAUGUUAUAGUCCAAAGAGAAUACUGGUCUAAAUUGACCAAAUGGUCUGAGCUGGUAGAUGGCAGCUUCCUAUGUUCAGGUCCCCAGCAUCUUCACAUAGGCAGUGUUUAUCAAAUUGGGUCCUUAGCUGUUGUUGGACUACAACGCCAAUCAUCCCUAGCUAGCUAGACCAGUGAUCAGAGAUGAUGGGAGUUGUAGUCCAUCAACAACUAGGAACCCAAGUGUGAAACCCAGGAAAGCUUCUGCUAGUCAACGUAGACAAAGCUGAGCAUGAUAGACCUAUGGCAGGCAUAGGCAAACUCGGCCCUCCAGAUGUUUUGGGACUACAACUCCCAUCAUCCCUAGUUAACAGGAGCAGUGGUCAGGGAUGAUGGGAGUUGUAGUUCCAAAACAUCUGGAGGGCCGAGUUUGCCUAUGCCUGAACUAUGGUCUAACUGUAUGACUACAUCUUCCUCUGUUCCUAAAUGAGUACAUCCCAACAAAUCAAACUAAGAAAUUUAUUUAGGAAAGAUACAAAAUGGGUUGAGAUUCUUCCUAGAUGGCAAGGGUGCCUUGGAGGACGGAACAGGGCAGGGCAGGAUACAGGUGAUAAUUUGAACUAAUGCAGUACCUCUCCUUUAAACAACCAUUUGGAAGAAGACUCCAUGGAAAAGCAGAGACUGAAGCAAGACCUGCUGAUUGCCGUGAUGUGUGUAUUCUUGGUGCUCCUGAUUUUGCUCAUUGUUGGCUGCACUGUUCUUCACUACAAGCUGAUGACAGACGACAUGUAAGUUUCACCUAUCACAACACACACACACACACACCAACUUGUGCAUGCACCAGCAUGUAGAACUGCUGUUUGAAAGGGGACCAAAUCUCAGUCCUUUGCAUUCAGAAGGACCCAGGUUCAAUCCCCAAUAUCUACAGAGAGGAUUGGGGAAAAAAUCUGUCUGAAACCAAGGAAAGUGAGGCUUUGGGGGAAUGGUUGAGGGAGCUGGGUAUGUUUAGCCUGGAGAAGAUUGAGCAGUAGUCCGAUACCCAUCUUCAAAUAUCUGAAGAGUUGUCACAUGGAAGAUGCAGCAAGCUUGUUUUCAGGAAGACCCGCACCAAUGGAGUUGAAGGGAUUCCAACUUAAUAUUAGGAACUGACAGUAAGAGGUGUUUGACAGCACAAUGCACUACCUUGGAAGGUGGUGGCCUCUCCUUCCUUGGAGGUUUUUAAGCAGAGGUUAGAUGGCCAACUGUCAUGGAUGCUUUAGUUGGAUGCGUUUCAGGGGGUUGGACUAGAUGACCCUCAGGGUCCCUUACAACUCUACAGUUCUACGAUUCUAUGAUUCCAUGAUUCUUGGUCAGUGGAGUCAAUACUGAGAUAGAUGGUUAUAUUAUGAUUAUUUGUCACUUUUUGCACUGAAGUGUCUCAAAGUAACUGUGGUCACAUACACACUAUACACUUAGAUCUGACGGCUUCCACCCAAAGAAUCAUGGGAACUGUAGUUCGUUAGGGAUGUUGGGAAUAUUAGCUUUGUGAGGCCGACAGCCUUGAUAUAGAAGGUCCCAGCUUCAGUCCCUGGCAUCUUUGACAGGGCUGGGAGAGACUUCUGUUUAAAAUCCUGGAGAGCCCCUGCCAGGCAGAUUGGAUGAGACUGAGCUUGAUGGACUGAUAGACUGACAUGGUAUAUUAGAGCUUAGCAGCAGCAACAAUUAAUGAUAUAGCUGAUAACUUAGUGUAGGAGGCCCUCUUGACUGUGCUGUAGCCAGGCAUCAGUAUUUGGGGUGUGCCGACAUUAAUUGACUACUGUAAUUCGCUCUACGCGGGGCUGCCCUUGAAGCUGUCCCAGAAACUCCAGCGGGUGCAGAAUGCUGCAGCGAGGCUCCUCACGGGGUCUCUGCCAUGGGAGCAUAUUCACCCAGUGCUUUCCAGCUGCACUGGCUCCCGGUGGAGUACAGGGUCAGAUUUAAGGUGCUGCUUUUGACCUUUAAAGCCCUUCACGGCCUAGGACCCUCGUACCUACGGGACCGCCUCUCCCGGUAUGCCCCACGGAGAGCCUCAAGGUCCAUAAAUAGCAACACCCUAGUGGUCCCGGGCCCUAAGGAAGUUAGAUUAGCUUCAACCAGAGCCAGGGCCUUUUCAACACUGGCUCCAGCCUGGUGGAACGCUCUGCCUCAUGAGACCAGGGCCCUGCAGGAUCUGAUUUCUUUCCGCAGGGCCUGUAAGACAGAGUUGUUCCGCCUGGCCUUUGGCUUGGAGCCAAUUUGAUUCCCUCCCUCCCUCCCUCUCUUUCUUUUUUCUUUUCCUUCUCCUCCUGCGAUGAGGAUACAUUUUAAUAUUUAAUGUUUCAUUAUUUUAAUGUUGUAUUUUAAUUUUGUUUUUAAGUUGUAAUCAUUCAACUUGUUUUAAUUAUUGCUUGUAAGCCGCCCUGAGCCCGGCCUUGGCUGGGGAGGACGGGGUUUAAAUAAAAAUUAUUAUUAAUAAUAAUAAUAAUAAAUCAUGAAACAUUUAAUAAAACAUGAAACAGUAAAAAAACCCCAAAAAACUUCCCUAUACAGGUUUAGAAGACAGGGUUGUCUUCUAAAGGUUGUAUAGCUACUUACUGUAUCUCCUUGGCUCAGGGGUCGCAUAACUCAUACCCUCCAACAUUUCUCCUUUGAAAACAGGGACAUCCUAAGGGAAAGUGAGGCAUUCCAGGAUCCAAAAAGAAACCAAGACAGCUUCUGUAACUCUGAGACUGUCCUUCCAAAAUAUGGAGAGAAUUAGAGCAGAUAGACAGUUGGGUGGCGUUUGUGAAGAGAAAUUGAGUUUUUAAUUGUUAUUUAUUGGUGUGAUGAGGUACACAAAAAAGGCAGACCCGUAUACAUUAUGGGGAACUGUAUGAAACUUGUCUGACAAUGCAAAAGAUGUUCGGUUUUUUGUUUUAAAAAAAGGCUGGUUAUUUGUUUUAUGUACAUGCAUAUCAGAUGUUUUUGAACAGAACACUUGCUUAAAAUAAACAAAUCUGCAAAGUAAAUCUGUCCGGGUUUCCUUGCUGUACUUGUACCUCUCUCCCAUCUUCUUUUUCUUCAAGCACCCUGAGGAAGGAGGUGAAGUCUUUUGCUAUCCAGACACACUGCAUGGAAACGAAGUUUGUCCUGUCUCCUUCCCCAGCAGAGGCAUUGGAAUCAUCUCAGCGGAUGCCAUGCCUGCCACCAUGCCAGGCACCAACAUCCCAGGGAAUGUCCCAGUCACCAUGCCAACUGCCAUCUUCACCACCAUCCCAGCCACCAACCAAGCCACUGACCCGGCAGCGAUCCCAUCCAAGAUCCCCACCCGCUGCGGCACCCUUGCCUAAGCCAUCGAAAGCUUCACCCUCAAAACAGAAGAAGGCAAGCUCCAGGUCAAUCAGCCACAUUUACAGGAGCAAUUCCUCCGAAAGCAUUCACUCCGAUGAGUCUGGAAGCAUUUACUCCAUGGAACAUUUCCAGUGCCUCUACGGCUCCUCCAGGAGUGGAUCCGUGGAAUCUCUGGAGGGCAAAGGAUCCCAGGGCGAAGGAAGUGGUGGAAGCAACAAUUCUGGGAGCAUCAUGCUGUGCGCCAUCCGUGAGAUGUGAUGGCUGAGAUGAUGCCAGUUCCAAGGAUGGUUGGUAUCAUGCCUUUGCUGAACUACUCAGUGUCUUUCUUCCAUGGAGAUGCCUGAGCAUCUGCGUCACAGCGUGCCGAGUCAGAACACCCCGAAAUCAAUGGAUUGCAUCGCCCUCUAUUCCAACCCUAACCCACAACCUCAGCCCCCAGCCCCAGCCCUUCCAAGCAUCAAAAUGAACUGGAGGCGAACUUCCUGUCAGUUUGAUUUGUUGUUGUUGUUUAUAAAACUUUUUAUAAAAAAGUUAACUAAUCAUAGCAAGAACAAAAUUCCCCACAAAGUGAACAAAAACAGGGACUGAUCACUGCGACUCGAAAUGAAAACAAAACCCAUAUUGAUGAUCUGGUAAAAUAAAUGACAUUGGAGGGAUUUUAAAAAAUGAAAUAAAAGAGGGAAGGAAAAUUA